Messenger RNA from Plasmodium knowlesi strain H, 1515 nucleotides. RefSeq names its product tubulin--tyrosine ligase, putative. Gene Ontology annotation, cellular component: cilium. Gene Ontology annotation, biological process: protein polyglutamylation; microtubule cytoskeleton organization. Gene Ontology annotation, molecular function: ATP binding; tubulin binding; tubulin-glutamic acid ligase activity. The record is from RefSeq and is a predicted model, not a curated record. The transcript has 5 exons. NCBI's taxonomy places the organism in Eukaryota, Apicomplexa, Aconoidasida, Haemosporida, Plasmodiidae. Bases 1 to 1515 code for a protein of 504 amino acids.
AUGUCUGUAUACUUCCGGGAGUUGUUUCCAUCGAACAAGGUGAUAAAGUUCCGAACCGACUUUCGUAACACAAUCUACGAUUUGUUCCUGCACAGAAAAUGGGAAAUCACCACGCACGAAACCGACUGGAACAUGUGCUGGUCGGAGAAGGACUGGAUAAACGAGGUGUACGACACGCUAUCCUUGAAGAACAAUCAGUUCGUCAAUCACUUUAGGAAUUACUACGAGCUCACGCGGAAGGACCUGCUAGCGAAAAACAUGAAGAGGCUAAAAAAGCAAAACGAGAAGAUGAAAAAUGAACGGAUGAAAAAUGAACGGAUGAAAAACGAAAGGGUGAAAAACGAAAGGGUGAAAAACGAAAGGGUGAAAAACGAAAGGGUGAAGAAUGAGAAGAUGAAUGACAAGAAGAUGAAUGACGAGGAGGAGCUAAAGAUUAUAGACAUAACCCCGGUUACGUUCGUCCUUCCACUUGAGUACAAGUUGUUCCUUGAGGAAUACAAGCGAAGGGGCAACCGCACCUGGAUUAUGAAGCCAAUAGGAAAAUCUCAAGGAAAAGGAAUUUUCCUCUUCAACAAAAUAUCCCAGAUAAAGAGUUGGAGUGUGGGCUGCCAGAGAGAUAAAGACAUCAACAGUGGAAGAGACGCGGAGAGGAACAAAGCGCUAGACGUAGGUAGAUCCCCUGAACGGGGAAAAGAUACUAACCGGAUUAAAGUCGCCGAACUGAACAAGUCGUUAGAAGGAAACAAAGAAACAGAGCUACCAGAGAGACCGGAACAGUACAUCGUGCAGGAAUAUAUUCCUAACCCCCUGCUCAUAGGAGGAAAGAAGUUUGACAUUCGUCUUUACGUCCUCAUCGUGUCCUACUCCCCUUUGACGAUAUAUCUCUACAGGAGUGGCUUUGCUAGAUUUUCACACACCUAUUUUAAAAACGAAAAAAACAACAUGUCAGAUAUUACCAUGCACUUAACGAAUGUCUCUAUACAAAAGAAUGCAGAAGGAUAUGAUGAAACUGUUGGAGGAAAAUGGUUCGUUAGAGAAUUAUUCCUCUACAUGAUGAGUCGUUACGGGAGUGACCGAAUCACUACGUUAAUUAGGGACAUCGAAAACUGUAUCAUUCAGUCGUUUCUAGCGGUUCACAAAAUAAUAAUAAAUGAUAAACAUUGCUUUGAGCUCUAUGGGUUCGAUAUCCUCAUCGAUAGCAACUUAAAACCAUGGCUCAUCGAGGUGAACUCCUCUCCUUCUCUGUCUGCCAACACGAAGGAAGACUACACACUUAAGUUUAACAUGCUAGAUGAGUUGAUGUCUUUAAUUAAUUUAGAAAUGUACAAUUUACCGGAGACGGACCGCGUUGGAGACUUUGACUGCAUCUACAGGAAAGGCAAUCGCGUUGUCCCUCCUCAGCCUUACAACUUUUCUUCCCACUUAGGGGCAGAACUCUCAGGAACGGAGCAUCUGAAGCAAAUGGCAAAAGACAUCAAACGGGGAAUGGACAACGAAAAAAGUGGGAAACCAUGA